Molecule: messenger RNA, 1244 nt
Organism: Branchiostoma belcheri (Belcher's lancelet)
Lineage: Eukaryota; Metazoa; Chordata; Leptocardii; Amphioxiformes; Branchiostomatidae
Exons: 10
Coding region: 100-1155 (351 amino acids)
Source: RefSeq, a predicted model, not a curated record
UAUAAAAACUUGCGACACCCUCGCACAGGAAAUCACUUCUAUCAUCGAACUCCAGCGCGCUUGACUGAUACACCUUCACCAGUAUACAGCACGGACAUCAUGUACAAGGCAUUCUUUCUGGCGUUGCUGGUAGGCACGGUCCUGGCAGGAGACAAUGGUCGACUUCUCCGUCCUCUCAAAGGUUCCUCUAAAAAGGCCGGGGCAUUGCGUGAAAUUACAUGGCAGAGCUUCCAUUCGUCGGUCGUAGUCGCUUUUCAGUCAAGCGGUGCUUCCUACUUGCGUGAUGAAAUGAGAGCAGCCUACAACGACCUGAAGGCGAAGGCAGAUGCUGCCAAGGCCGCAGUCCCAGGGUGCGAGCAGAUCGUCACAUCCAAACUUCAGACGAGUUGUGUCUCCUGUGUGGUACACCAGCUGCAGUCCGCUUUCAAUGAUCCUGCCACUUCAAGUGUCCUCAAUGUAGAAGGCAUCGGCUCGGAAGUGGAGGCUUUUGCUGACGGAACCUUGGCUUCAGUUUCUAACGAUAUGAACCUAGCGGCAGGGACUGUCUGGUCAGGCGUGCAGAGUGCAGCAAACGUCAUAGUUGACGCUGGCGAGGAAUUCCUGAACGCCGAUGGUGACGUCGUGGACGCCGCAGGGAACCUGGUCAGCAACGUCGACGACACUGUCGGAGGGGCGAUCGACAGUAUCGGGGACGCCAUCGGCGGGAUCUUUGGAGGAGGAUUGGGAAGAAGGAAGAGAGCGGUCCGUGCGGAGAGUCAGCGUGAACAGGCGUGCUUUCUGUUUGCCGACCCCUCGGCUUGUCACACCUCCUGCGACAAGUCAUACUUGAAGAGCACCUACUGUCCGACCUUAAUCGCUGCUGAAGCAGCUCUGAACACAUCACAACAGCAAAAUGGCUGGAUAACCAAUCUUCCUCAACAGCACGACUUAAUCAUCAGAGAGAUCACGGUAAACAGCAACGGCGUGAUCUGGGGACCUGGGGCCAGUGCUGGCUAUUUUUACAUGGCGGUGGUGGAAGCGACAAUCUUUGGUUAUGACAUGAUGUUCGCGGUGAGGUCACCCAUCAGCCCCCAGGACCACGUUCAAGGAGGUCGGGUGCUUGCCGAGCAGGCGCUGGACAUCUUCAAGUUGUAUCACCCCUUCACCGGCAACUGAAGGUCAUAACUCUGCGGCAGUGGAACAAGAACCUAACAGAAGGAAAGAAUACCUAACAUGCCUCAAAUAAAAUGAAAUGAAAACCCCUU